Molecule: messenger RNA, 3779 nt
Organism: Branchiostoma floridae (Florida lancelet)
Lineage: Eukaryota; Metazoa; Chordata; Leptocardii; Amphioxiformes; Branchiostomatidae
Exons: 2
Coding region: 15-1823 (602 amino acids)
Cellular component (GO): nucleus
Molecular function (GO): DNA binding
Source: RefSeq, a predicted model, not a curated record
AAUCGAAAGAAAGGAUGGGCAGACCCUCCAUCCUCUCACCAGAGGAGGAGGGGGCCCUCGUGGUCUAUGCCAAGUAUCUGGCAGAGAAGGGGUUUCCCCCUACAGUCAGGGUGAUCAAAGCCCUUGCUUUUGAAGUGGAGAAGAAACGUGCCAAAGGAAGGGGAGAAGAACCUCGCUUCAAGGACUCCGGCCCCGGGAAGAGAUGGUGGAAGGGAUUUAAAGGCCGCCAUCCCGACCUCAGCUUAAGGUCACCAGAUCAACUCGACAAGGAAAGAGCGGCCUUUUCCACAGCCGGCGUAGUCUUUGAACACUUCGAACGACUGGAGCAAAUUCUGACGGAUGCAAAAGCCAAGGACAAAAGACCGCAUGUUAUCUACAAUGCAGACGAAACUGGCAUGGAUUUGUCGGCUAAAGUGUCCAAGGUCAUUGUUCCCAAGGGCUGGAAGAGAUCUCCGUCACGACGAGUCGGUGGCCGUGACCAUGUGUCGGCACUUGUGUGCAUCUCAGCGGCAGGGCAGACAGUGCCACCCAUGAUCAUAUAUAAUAAAGCGUUUCCGGGGGGGAAAUACACUGAGGGCGGACCUGCUAACGCAUUGUACGCUUACUCCGACUCAGGUUUCAUUGAUGAUGAGCUGUUCGAGAGAUGGUUCAAGCUAUCUUUUCUCAAGCACUGCACAAGCGACAGGCCGGUAAUCCUUAUCCUGGAUCAGCACUACAGUCAUAUCACGCUUAGAGUGCUAGAGGAUGCAAUUCAAAACGACGUUAUAAUCUUAGGUCUCCCCCCUCACACGACCCACUUCCUCCAGCCCCUUGAUGUGAGUGUGUUCGCGCCACUCAAGAAGAAGUGGGCAAUGACCCUGGAAGUGAUGCAGGCAGCGAACACCUCGUUUCAUGUUACAAAACGGAACUUUGCUAACAUAUUUAGUUCAGUUUAUGACAACGCCAUCAAUCCUGCCAUCAUCAAGACAUCGUUUGCAAAAACGGGAAUUUAUCCAUUUAAUGACGAGGCCGUCGAUGACAAAUGGAUCCGAAUGUCUGCAGCGGAGUUGGGGGAGUCAACUUCCACCACGGCGACUCCAACUGCCGCGUCAUCCACCACGGCAACUCCAACUGCCACGGCCACGUCGUCCACUACGGAAACUCCAACUGCCACGGCCACGUCGUCCACCACGGAAACUCCAACUGCCACGUCGUCUACCACGGCGACUCCUUCCGCGAUGACUCCAACUGCCGCUUCUUCUUCUCAACAGGACAGAACACCUGCCAGUGCUUCCAAUACUGCUUGCCCAACAUGUAAUGCGGCAUGUACAGUUUGUAACCCGCUGCAAAGUCCGUUGAUUCAAACUCUCAUCCCACCGGAACUGCAUGAUAUCCUCAUCCCAAUACCACCAGCAAAAAAGUCAUCACGCUGCAAUCUCAACAGACGACUGACUGGUAGAGUGUUAACGCACUCUGAAGUAAUGGAAGAGAUGCGGUUGAAAGAGAAAGAAAAGAAAGAAAAGGAAGAAAAGAAAGAACGAAGGAAAGAAGAGAUGAAGAAGAAACGCGAGGAGAAGGAGCAGAAAGAGUUGGAAAAGAGGCUGCAGAAAGAAAAGAAACAAGCCGAGAGUGUAAAGAAGUUGGCAGAAAAGGAAGAGAGAAAACGAAAGAGACAGGAGCUUGCGGAGGCAAGGAAGAAACAACGCAUAGAAGGGAAAGAAAACCAGCGCCCUACUAGGCCACGAGACGUAAGAGAAGGUUCCAGUCGUAGCCGUCCCGUGAAGCCGCCGUCGUGGUAUGCAGAAUACGAAAUGGGCCAGGGAGAAGAUGAAGAAGCAGAGUAAAGAAGAUUCUAGUGUACCCUUAAAUCCACACGAUUGAUAGCGUUCCUCUUACGCCUAUGAUCGGUUUACAGAAUUGAAAACUUCAAUUUUUGGAGUAAAGAUUUUGCUGUUUGUAGACCGUAUUCGCUUGUUCAGUAGGACUGCAACUUCUGCAAGGUCGUCAGAAUUCAGUACGGGGAGUUUUGAUCUUCUGUAUUAAGGUCUGUAACAGUUCCAAGUUCUUAUCUCAGCUAUGAUAGAAAUUUAAGAUGAACAAGUUCACAAUGUUCGUAUGUGCACGGAUCUAUACAUGGAACCGUUUCCGCCUUUCACCGUAAACGUGUAACGUUACAUCCUAUCACUACCAGUGCCCUCAGUGCGGCGAAAACUGUUAUUAUCGUAUCGUUUAGCUAUCUAUUUCAUUACAUCGAAAAAUGUUUAAGAUAUACCUGUUAACAAAAGUUUGUAUUAAUGUUCUUCCACUACGAGCAAAAUACUGAGACGUUUGGGCGUAACGGUAGGUUUCAGGCGUAAGAUUCUGCAGGUCAAAUAAACAGACUGUCAGAUAUACUGUUUCCGUAGACUCACACUAGUGCGAGUGUUCAGUGCUUUAUUUCUUCGGUAAAUAUCAUUAUAGGGCUGUUUUUUCAGACGUUAGCCUAAAAAGAAAAGAAAAGACAAAAGGCAGACCACAAUUGUGGCGGCGUGUGUGUCAUGCUAAAACUAGUAACAAAAUUUCCUAAAGCCGUCUCUUGACAGUCAGCAAUAUUACGUGCUAGAAGAUAAAAACAUCAAGUACCAUAAUUGCAAACUGUCGUUGUUGAUCAAGAAGAUCGUUACGUACCUGGGACAUCCUCAUCUUCAGACCUGACAAACGUGCUCACUUGACGUUUCUGUCACAGUCAAAUAGUCAGUCGCAAGGAUGGGAAAAUGACUAGUCGGCUGGACGAUGACAAUAUGUACACACGAACUACUAUUUAUCUACCCCUUUUUUAUUCAUUUACUCACCUUAGUUUAUCUCUUUAAUUUUUGAAAUGUCAUAUAUUAUUAAGUUUUUAUGCACCGUCAGGAGUUGAAACAAUAUGCAACAUCAACGAAUGAAUUACUCUUACUCUAGUCCCCUUUUUAAAAAAAUGUAAAUGUCCCGAGCCACUUGUAAACAUGCCUUGACGAUACCAAUCGUCUCGGUGCAGGUGUAGCACGCGGGAUACAACAAACGUUUGAAAGCGAUUAAAGGUUGUCAGUAACUAAAGCUAAAUGAUUCUUCCUACAUUGCGUAUCUAAGACACAUAACAUUUAUUUAUUCCUGCAACAAACAUCUGAGCCAUGGCUGAGACAAUAGUGGCAACCGUACCACCCCCAUCGCAGUGCUGUUUGCUCUUGGUAUAGGCCGAUGACCCGUGUUAUCACCUUACAGUUUCCGCCGGGUCAGCAGUUUGCAUGGAAUUUUACAAACUGUAGUCCACUCAUCAUAGUUACUCACUUUGUUAUAGCUGUAGCAGGCCCGAAAGAGAUCGACCCAAAGGCAAGGUUAUUGGAACAUAAGAACAGAUCUGCCGCAGGCCCACAGGACGAUGUUUUUCAUGACUUUAUUUUGAUCGCAGCUAUCGUGAGUGUAUCGGCGUAAUGAAACAAAUGGACCAUGUAUGUAAAUUUCGGAACAGUGUAGUAAUGUUUUGUGUUAUUUUGCGCACAUGGGAUAAUCAAACGUAGCCAGAAAUGACUUCUUAGUUACAUUACCGGAGUUUGGACCCCCUUUUUGUGCUGGAACGUUCCACUGGAACGCGAGCCAAAAACCUUCCGUAAGUUUUGUGUGUGGCCAAACCACAGUGCGGAACGCUACCGUUAGAUGAAAUAUAUGUCUGUACAGCUUAAGCCAUAGUUAUAUAGCUGUUAGAAGAUGUAAGUUUGUUUUUGAUGGGUUCAAGGUAAAAUUGACAAGGACAAAAGCCAUGCGCAUUCACUUAGAACAGUUAC